This is a messenger RNA of Spirometra erinaceieuropaei, 13579 nucleotides long. The record is from the annotation of a GenBank genome assembly. NCBI's taxonomy places the organism in Eukaryota, Metazoa, Platyhelminthes, Cestoda, Diphyllobothriidea, Diphyllobothriidae.
AUGCGUGUUGUAACAAUCCCGGCUCUCCAGGAUAACUACAUGUAUCUCGUCAUUGAUGACUCGUCAAAGGUGAAGCUUCGCAUAUGGACAUCACAGAAUAAUUUGGGUCGCACACAUGUCAGCAAUUUGUUUAAGCAUAUUUCUCGUUUGUCCUCUGAUGGCAUUAUAGUCGCCCGGCUGCGGGCUAGUCCUGCGACAGGCUGACUCAUUUUGACAAUCUCUUCCCUUAGGACUUAUUUCGUGUGACUGGCAUCACACACACAUCGUCAGCCAAUAAGCCUACUAGCCUUACACUACCCCGCAAAUCCAAACCGGCUGGCAAAUUUCCAGCUCUGGGCGCCUAAAUGCUAUCAUGGGCCCGUGACAGUUUGCGGGCACAAAUUAACAACCUUCAUGUUAACGUUUUACUACCACUUGCAAGUGCGUUUUUGUGACGGUCAACAUUUUUUUGUGGCCGAUACUCAGUUAUAACUGAGUAUACCUAUGCGCCACCUUCUCCGCACCCCCGUAAAAGUGGUAGCAGCCCCACAGUUACAAUAUUUUACCUACAAUCUGCAAAAUGCACAUGAAAAGCAGUUAAGUACCCUAGUAGCAAUUGCAUACCGAGGCGACAGCGACUCACUGCCGAAAAGUCUCUUUAGGCAUGACUGAUUAGCGGAUUUUGUCCAUUUGGUCGUUAUCGAGACGGCAGCGACGCUGUAUGGUGGCAGCACCGGAUAUUAGCUGUCUUUGUUUAGUAUGCCCUUUAGUACCUACGAAAGGUCUUUCCCAGCUCACUUAUGUGCUCUAUCAAUUCACAUACUAUGUAUCCCCCGAAGCAGAUUCGAGUCGAAGUUGUUUUGUUGUUGGCGGAUAAUGUUUUUUUACUGUAAUAACAUAGUGCGAAAAGCGGGUGUUCUCAAAUGCUCUCUUGCGUCUUCGAUGAGGGACACGAUGGGCCUGUGGUGGGUUCUGAACGGAGGACGUGUAUUUAGAAAAUAGUAACACUAACGGUCACAGUUGUCCAAUAGUGGUUCCGGCUGACAGCGCCACUUCCGGAGUGCGUCGAGGGGACAUUUAAGUCGCCUCAUGAAGGCGGCCUCCAAUUCGCAUACGUCCACGCGGCUGCCUUUGUUUCACAGCUCUAUUUAGCAGUAUGGGACACGCAUAGGCGCUAACGCACCUUUAAUGACCUCACAUACCUGCGAAUCACACAGGCCCUCCUUGGUUUAUUCCCUUGAAGUUUAUGCGGUCCGUAGCCUCGUCAUCAGAAAGGGCAUAAAACACUCUUGACAAAGUUGUUCGUAUUUCGUCCGCCGAGGCCGACAAAAAGCCUCUCUGAAAAUAUGCCCUGACAUUCGUAAAGGCCCACCAGUCUACAUCUGAACUGGAGGUCACAAAGCCUGCUGUUCACAACAAGGAAGUCAGACUUCGUGCUCACCGGCUGCCUAACUGGAUUACAAGGCAAGGCGGCUUUCGUGUCAUCUGAUGCAGGCUGGCGGUCUUCCAAAAGGCAUCCCGUGGUGUGCAACCUUUUAGCGGCCGAAGACGUUGAGGGUAGCAUACACGAGGUAACGCGGAGCACUAGAUAUAACUUUUGGAUAAUACUGAUCUGAAGAGAAUUGUUAAAUGGGUCAUUGAUCUGAUCCAAGAGCAGGAAGGAUGAUCUGUCUGGAUAAGGAGGUAAUCCCAACAUAUCAGUUAGACAUCCGGUGGUGAAUGCAGCGCUGUCAGCAACUGCAGGGUGCAGCCGCAGAAAGUGCCGACGUGAAGCGGGAAAUGCGGAACGGUAACUGCGAUAACGGCAGGAAGGGAGUUGACGGGGAUGUGAGGACAGAACAGCGGUUUUUUCGUUGGCACGCGGUCACACCAUCAUUAUCCUGCAUCCGCGCUCAAAAAGUGUCAAUUCAUUCGAACUACUCUACAGUUCAGUGGACCUUACGGCCGGUCAUGCAUACGAAGGUUGUUUUUAAUGUGCCGUGCUAACUGCUUGCGCAUUAGCUUGUUUUUCUUCCGUUGACGUUGCAGCUGUAGCAAGUUAGCAGUGAUUUCUGUGCAAGUUGUCUGAUCACGGUAUUCUAUGAAGGCUGUUUGCAGCAAGUAGCAUUACCAUCGGCGUUUGCAGGCCUGCUUGCAGGCAGCUUGUCAAGACAAUCCAUGUUUAGGUCAACAACGUCCUACACAAUUCUUAAUAUAACGUGAUGAAACCAACUAUGGGUGACAGAGGCGGCUGCUCAGCCGCCAUGGUGGACCUUCGUAAGGAUUCUGGUGGGUCUGGUUGACUUCCUGCGACCGCUGUCUUCAUCGCCAGACUCCGUAGAUCUAUCUACAAUCACACACAAAAAGGGGGUCAGCGACUUGGCCUGCCACUACGUCCACGUCAUCUCGUGAUGCUUGUAAAACACUAACUGCGGAAUGUGUGGUUGUGGGGUUAACCAGUACCGUCCACAUUGAGGACGAGACUAAGUGUUAAACGCCAGUUGUCCAGCAUUAUCUGUCUAUUGUUUCCAUCAGGACGUAUGAGUGGCCAUGAGAAGAGAAAACAUAUUUAGAAAAAGAGGGAUAGACUUGCACAGCCGAUGGCACUUGAAAUGUAAGCUGUGUAGAUCUUUACGUUUGAGAAAUCCGUAGGAUAAGCGAAGUAAUCUGCCACGUUAUCGAACUCGUUGUAUAUUAUCAGAUGACGUCCUGCGCUGUCUUGCAGAAUGUUCUUCGCACCCACUAUCUUCUCACCAAGACUAAUGGAUCUAUUAGCUGUUAAUGUGUCCACUUGGAAUCGUGCGCCGAGCACCCAAGUAAACUGUUUUCGUACACCAACCCCAUCGGGACGUAGGCCCAAGUUAUGUUUAUGUUGAAACCUAACUUGGCGGACAUUGUGUGCGCAACCUCUGCGUGCCCAUUUUACUUAGUCGUUUAUAUCUACUGCAAGGGCCUGGACAAACUGCUUAACAGCUACUUCAAUCGGACAAGAUAGCUCGAAGGGGAAGGAAGAGAAGGGGUCCAAGGCUCCAUGACGUUCAGCGUCAUCAGUAAUGUGCAUGAUGAUGAUGUGCACACUGUAGACCACGUGUUAGUAGGCCCAAGUGUCAAUAAAAAGACAGGAAUAAGUAAACCCUUUCGGGUUCCAGUCUUCGGUCGAAUUCGCAGUCUUCUUUUGCUAUUCUUAUGUUCCGCUGCCCACACUAUUAUGUUUAAAUGUUUCUAUUCACGGUCUCCAAGACAGUAAUGUUUUGCUCUGCAUGCCGUUCUGCCCCCUAACCACUCAUUUUCUUGAUUUAAUAGAAGCUGUCUAAUGUCUAACUUGAAUGUAAUGCUGUCGCAGACCUUUGCAGAAGGACGCUCUACUGCUCCAGAGUCUUCGGUCUUAACUACCCAAGCGGUGAAAACGGGACAGAAUUAGUCGUUUUCAGUCUGUGUUGAUUUGGGAAAAAAAUCAGUUUGACAGGGUUGCCAUCUUUGCGGCCGCAUUCCAUGGGUAAAACGACGCUCUUUGGGUGGCUAGAGUGCAGCUUGAAAAAGGCCGAGCUCUAUCUGGUGCAACUGCAUGUCGAAUCACCCGCCAGAGGAUCUGUUCACGCACGGUCAGUGCCAAUAAACCAACCGUAUUAGUGGGAGAACCAGCCUGCGGUUUUAUCGAUACCUUUAAAUUCAGAUAACUUUCAGUUCAUUUACAGUAGAAUCACAAAAACCUAAACCAUCGCAGGUAUAUUAGAUUCGUACUUAGUUACUGACUGAAAAAGAUCUCCUUCCGAGGUUUGCCUAAUUUUUCUGCCCAACUUGGCCGAUCUGGUAUCCGGUCGUAUCUAUAUUUUAGGCUUAAACUUUUGACAGCCACUUGUCCAAUUUUACUUAUCCUUGUCUGUAGUAGCCCGAACGCACAGGCUACCGAGGACGCGCAGCUCUGUUGCCAGAACAUGUCAUAAUGACCUUGCGGCCAUGUUGGCUAACUUGGAGAUUUUAAAUACGACUGACGCUGAUAAGUCUCGACGUCAGACCACUAGUUUUGCAGGAGGGCUUCCUGAUUCCUCCUCCCGCACCAGGUGGGAACUACUAUGUAGUUGCAUCCUUCAAUAUUUAGGCCGGCUUCCAUGGGCCUCCAGUUUAACGACUGCACAAAGCUUUACCGACGUGUUCAUAUUCAGUUAUGUUAAUCAGCCUUAGACACGGUGAAAUCGCCUAUACUAUCUUUAGGGUGAAACUGAGCGCUGUCAGUGUAUGUGCUCAUAGAAAUGGCUCGGCAGUCGAAGGGUACCUACCUAUUAAUGAAUUGCAGAAUUGAACACCGUAUUGCAAAUAGCAGCCGACCUUGGCGGCCUUACUGUGAAAGAAAAACAAACUUUUCACAGGUACAGGCUAAUCAGAACAAGGUUUGCAUUCGGCAAAGUGUAGUUGAAUCUGCUAUGAAAAUUGAUGGGUAACAUCCGCUUGAACACAGGCAAAAAGAUGCUCAGUUUAAAUACAGAGUCAUAGAAAAGUGCGCACUAUGACUGUAGCAUGUAAGUGCUGUGACAUCUGCAUUAGGAGCGAUGGGGUGACUGCGGCCAUGUUUGCCGAACAGUGCUCAGACAAAUGCGAAUUAUCUUUCGCGUGUGUGCAUACUUUUUUCCGGGACAAUUUUCAGUCGAGCACGGGCAUAUGGACUCCCAGUACUACAGGUGGCCUCACGUUAAAGUCCAGGGACUUCCUAUUUCCGUGUCCUAGCUUUAACCUUAGCCCUUCUGGUCCUAUCGCUAAUUCCCCUGGAAUUUAGGGCGAGACCUCGUGUAACACGGGGCCCAUAUGCCCGUUGUCAGCCCGGCUGUCUAAGCGGAGGACAAAGUGGUUGAGUCGACAGGACUUGAGACCAGAACCCAGCGGAGUUGUGGGGGCGGACUCCGAACUCACCUUUUCUCAGGUUUUCUGCCCCUGUCUUGGUCGUUCAGCCGUUUGCCUGUUUUACUUUUCCUUUAACAUCUCAAAUGACUGGACGGAAGUCCUAGCCAUCUACGACGUGGAAAGGCAUCUAGGUGGCCAGCAGCAAACUACUGUCUAGCCAGCUUCGCCAGCGUAGUGCGUCUGUGUCCGAACCGAAGUAACGCUGUCUAACUCGCGAUGAUCUCACAGUUCGACAUCUGUAUGCGUCCGCCAUUGGAGACUGGGCUGCGUGAGCGAAGUGCGUGGUUGCUUAUGGAGCUGGCGUCAAUGACCCAGACCACCCUGCCUGAUUCCCUACUGCCGCCAUUAUCUCCGAAGCCGUAUUCCUGAUCCGCUUCCUGGGUGAGUAGCGACUGGAGACAGCGGAUCGCCUCCGAACGACCCGUCUGUACUCGUGAAUGCGUGAACUUAAUCGUCAUGCUGUCAGGCCGGUAUAUUGACAAAGGCAACGGUGGUAAUUUUUCUAUCAGCGGCCCGAAUGUGAUUUCUGUGGACAUUUCAAAUUCAGAACACAAGUUAUAACUAAUGUCGUACUUUUUGUCUGCUCAGUUAUAACGUGUCUAGUGUGUAACUUGAGGUGAAGAAAUCUAGCGGAUAUAAGAAGCAGCAUAGUAAAAUAGGUAGAUGGAAGUACUUUUGCUUGACACGGCUGUGACCCUGCCUGGUUUAAAGGACUUCAGUGGUGUCCCGUUCAGUGCCUCUAUCGGUGGUAACCUGCAAAAGCAGCUCUAGUGAGUCUGACCCACUCCAUUCUCUAGAUACCUAAGAUCGAAUACUGGGUUCAGUGGCUGCAUUUGUGUUUGGGCCGACUAACGGAGCAGGUUUUGGGCCGAGGUUCAGUUUGUGGCUUCAAAUUAUGCCGCAGCGUUGGGUUUCGGGUAGCAAUGCCAAACUCAUGGGGCAAAAGGCGAGGAGCAUGUCCAUUCAUGUCAGCCAUCUUUCUUGGGUGGCUUAAGGUGCACUAACGAUGUUUUCGUAUCGUGUGCAGAUUGUCUCAUUUCAUGGAAAAUUUGUUCACCGCAGUCGAAGGAUGUGGUUGCUGUAAAUACUUAAGCAACUUAAGUUACGAACAGUAAACAAACAUUAAGAUGAGUUUCAAGGUCUUGGCAUGUGUGUUUCUAGAUUGACUUGUAAGAAAGCCCAGACCAAAGAUCGGUUUAUUGCUCAGCAUUUUUGGUGGUCAACGUUCUUGUACUUGCCAAAGUAAGUAGGCACUAUCCUGCUUUAAAGCUCAGAAUAAUUUCACUAGGCCCUGACAGCUAUGAUAGGGAUGAAACCAUACUGCAAUCGCCACCGAUAGUAAUAAUUUUGCCAAUAGAAGCGAAGAGACGAGUCCUAGGAUGCAGUCGCAAUGGAAGAGACACGAUCGCCGGGGCAGUAAUAAUUUUUCUAUCACUUACCAUUCCCGUCUUUACGCGUUGGCCAGCAAAGACCCAUGCGGUAUAAUACUUUGUUCGUACAUUGGUGGCUUGGUUAUAGGAACAUCCCCGUUUGGUGGCUAUACUUAAGCGCCGUAGUUUCGUUAGGCCCAUGGUUUCGUCGAUUCUUGUGGUUAAUCCGAAUUAUUUUCAAUGUGCGAAUGAGUGUAUGUACAAGAAUUAAGGCCAGGACCAGGUCGAAUAGCCUGGUUAACAGAUAUUCUAGCUGUAUGGAGGUGGAUUACUAUCCAAUCAUACGUUUUAUCUGGAAAACGCAUCGUAGCUAUCAGACAGGCGGAAAGUCAAGUGAGAAUUUCCUGCUAACUGAGCUUUUCCUUCCUCCUAGUUCACAAUCUUUACUUUUACAUGUAUCACUUGUCAUCAGACCCGACUUUACUAGGCCCAGCACUAGGAACGGCGCAGAUUAACGGCGUUUGUGCUGCAAAGCCGUCGCUGAGAACCAAACCAAUAUUCUGCAGGCUAAAUCAUCAGUUAUCCCUGACCUUUAAACGGAGGUUCCAGCCGCGUCUUCUUAGCAGCAGAUGGAGCAGCAUGCACUGGCGGAAAGCAUUGAUUAUUUCAUGAUACCUUCUCUCCUUUUCACCCUGUUGUAUGUUGCCAGCUGGAUAGAUCGUUACCAACCAUCUAUAAUGAUACCACGAUGGUCCGAGCUGGGGUUGCCUGUUUGCCUGCUUUUCGACCCUUUAUUUCGAAACAUCCUGCAGCAGUAACUAGCACGCGACAAAAUCCCAUUAUAAUUCGUGCGGCGGGGCCUUGGCAUCCCACCAAGAAUUUUUCCACUCUUCUGCGUAAGCCACGCUCGCAAAAGAAAUUACUUAAGCUUACCUCAUCUCCUUAUCAUUAUUUUGGUCACAUCGUAAGAGAGAUGCACCUGAAUUUAACCUUUUCUAUCCAUUCUUGGAUAAACUACGUCUUCUUCCAAUUUUUUUUAUUUGGAGGAAAUGUCUUUCUGUUUUAAAAAGUUUAUUACUUCCCGCGUGUUUUCAGAGAAGUGCUCAUUACGUGUUUAGACAGGAAGAACUACUAAGGGGGGGGGGGCGUAAUAUCCCAAGGAUGCACACAAGGACGGAAAUUAAUUACAUCUUUCCAGGAAAUGUGACUUUCUUUAUGUUAACUUAAAAAAGAAAUGAAGGAAGUUCACGCUAUCCCUAGAGCAUUCUCCGAUAAGAUGAUCUACGCAGCUGACCGGAAAGAUACCUUACUAAAAGUCGACAUCACAGCGUAUGUGGGCCGCUCUGAGAUUAUUUCGCAUGCCGAUGCUGUGGUCAAGCGGUGUGAAUGUGUGCAGUCUGAGCGCCACCAUAAUCAGGACAAAUCUUAUGUUGGAGGGAGAAGACGGAGGGCACCAGAAUGAGGGGUUUAAUGUAUACAGAACCCGGAGUUGUCCUCUCAGACGGCAAUGGCCACUGGCGAAGCCAGGAUCGUUGUUGACUGCGUCCAGUCAUGCCUGAGAGUCUCUGGGACAGUGGUGGCAGCCGCUUUUGUAGGCUCGUGGGCCAAGCUCAAGUGGUGGCCAGUAAGUGUGUGUUGCAUUUGCCGAGGGGUGGUGUCCCAGUGGCUAAGGAUGCGGUCGCGGGGGAGAGGUGCGCUUAAGUGGCCGCAUGGGCAGCUGCGGCUAUGCGGACGUAAUUGUGUCCGAGCUGAAUUCGGUCGCGUUACUUCAGAUCAGCGCGUCUGGAACGGCUCACUGCAAAAGGGCGCAUGGCCUUGAGACAGCGAGGUCUUGAACAAUGACGUCAGACCGGUCAUGAUGGCUGCUCGCUACACCGACCACUAUUACAACGCUAUUUCAGUUAUCUUUUCUAUUAAAAGCACAUUUUGGGAUUCCUGGCAAUUUUAGGUAGGUUUUGAUGCAUACUGUACUUUAUUAGGAGAAUAGUUAUGUGUCUAACAUCUUGACGAUUCAUUCUUUCAAACAGGACAUGUCAAACCCACGAGAACUUGCUACCGCACCUAAUUAUGUAUCUAUCGAUUGUGUAUCCCUUCAAAUCGCCAUGGAUCUAAGCAAUCAUGCUCUUUAUUAUAUUUAAACCGGACAAGUUAAGCAUCAUCGUCCGAGGUCGAUACCUUUGAAUAGGCUAGCUUACCUUACCUAAAGCGAUUCCAGUCUAGGCUAAUAUGUUAGAAUACUUUUCCUUGUUAUUUGGGUCGAAUUCCGCAAGCGCCUCGCUUUUGUACGACUCAUCUGCCACCUACUUCUUUUUGAAAGCAAUGUGCUGCUGUUGAUCCCGUUGCCCCGUCCACUGUUUUGAAAGCAGUCGCUGAACAAGGUCUUCAGCUGACCAGUAUCCUGACCACCCAUCACCAUUGGGACCAUGCAGGCGGAAACGUGGAGCUCGUGAAGAGUCUCAAGGCGCAGGGCACCAGUCUUGAGGUUUACGGUGGCGGCACUGGAAUCGCUGCUCUUACGACGCAGGUCCAAACGGGCGACGAGAUCACACUCGGUGAUCGCGUCAUAAUUAAAUGCCUUUCAACACCCUGCCACACUCAAGAUCACAUCUGCUAUUACGCAACCGAUCGGACUAAUCCCUCUGAUGAGGGGUGUGUUUUUACUGGUGAUACUCUCUUCCUGGCUGGCUGUGGCCGCUUCUUUGAGGGGACUCCCAUGCAAAUGUACGUUGGUCGCUGUACCUGUUUUUGAUUUCUGAUUUGUGUUGCAUUAUUAUUACUACUGAGAACCUGCUAUGAUAAGCUUGUGUCCCAGCUGCUGUCAUUGGAUUGCAGGUGGUUCCAAGUAUCCCAAGGAUGUUAGGGCUGAUUUGUGAAGGUCACCUUAACGAAAGCAAGAGAAGUCUUCCGUAGACGCAUAUAUUUGCAUUAGACUCUCAUCCUUAUGCCUUUCCACAGAUGCCCUAUUUAGGGUAUAUUUUCAAUAACCUCGGGAUCGAAAGUGCACUAAAAUAACUAGGGCUGCAUGCAUUGUGAAGUUCUUGCGGAAGAUGCAACAGUUUAGUCAUGAAGUUGGAUGACGGUACGACUCUGAAUAUAGAAUGCUAAGAAUUUCAGGCAGUAGACAGUACAUCCAAAGCUAGAUCCGACUCCGUGCUUUGGCUGCUCAUCUCUAAGUGGAAGUCUGUUUGGACGACAGGUUGUCGCCCGAAUAGCUGUGCCGUUUUUCAUGGAUCAUAUUCACUAACCUCUCUCUUUUGUCGAUUCUAGAACUUGCACGUUAUUACCUAUCUGAAUUCAUUCGGAUUACACCUAGUGACGGCGUUCUCGGACACAAUUAAUCACUGAAUACGUUUAAAUACCCAUCGUCGGAUAGGCGAUGGAAAGACGUAUCCGCUUGCCCUGCUUAAUUUCCGAGGAAAUUAAUGCGCGAACUUGGAGUAACUCUUUCGAAACAGGCCUUUUCAGGCAUGGUCCGAAAUUUGAUAUGAAUAUUUGAGCUGAAAUCCAUCAGCUACUGCGGAAUAACCGCUUAAUAUUCACAAACCGCCAACAGGCAGCCAGUAGUAUAGCAUUGUGCAAUAAUUUACCGUACUAACAACACAGGUAUUAGCUAAAAGCCCAGACACGCGUGUUUCGCCGAUCUUGUGCCGCUGCCUGACGCAGCUGCGAGGGGUUCGGACCAUGCCUGAAAAGGCCUGUUUCGAAAGAGUUACUCCACGUUCGCGCAUUAAUUUCCUCGGAAAUUAAGCAAGGCAAGUUGAAACUGGAGUUCAUAUACCGGAAAACACACGGGGAAUGCUGGGGGACCCACUGACGAGCCGAACCCCUCGCAGCUGCGUCAGGCAGCGGCACAAGAUCGGCGAAACACGCGUGUCUGGGCUUUUAGCUAAUACCUGUGUUGUUAGUACGGUAAAUUAUUGCACAAUGCUAUACUACUGGCUGCCUGUUGGCGGUUUGUGAAUAUUAAGCGGUUAUUCCGCAGUAACUGAUGGAUUUCAGCUCAAAUAUUCAUAUCAAAUUUCGGACCAUGCCUGAAAAGGCCUGUUUCGGAAGAGUUACUCCAAGUUCGCGCAUUAAUUUCCUCGGAAAUUAAGCAAGGCAAGUUGAAACUGGAGUUCAUGUACCAGAAAACACACGGGGAAUGCUGGGGGACCCACUGACAAGCCGAACCCCUCGCAGCUGCGUCAGGCAGCGGCACAAGAUCGGCGAAACACGCGUGUCUGGGCUUUUAGCUAAUACCUGUGUUGUUAGUACGGUAAAUUAUUGCACAGACUUAUCCGCUGCCAAAUUAGUCAUCUACUCUCUUGUAUUGCAACAUGUCGUUCCAUUGUCAAUAUUCGCCAGACAGAUCUCUUGUUUAACCUGCUUUUUCAGCGUUAGACAUGAUAGGAUAUCCUUUUCCUUGAAAAGUCGGCACUUCUGAACAACUCCUGGUCGUCAUUGUUCAGAUUUUACUUUUGUCGCCUCAUCUGACUAGGAUUUCCGUUCAAACAUUCCUGCUCACUUUCUUAAGCAAGUAAUUCUUUAAACUGACAGGUAGAUCGCGUUUGACGGAAAAAUAAAAUGUAUAGCGUCUGAUUACUGUGUUCCCACUUGUGCGGGCAGCAGUGAAGGGAACGCAUAUGAAAUCGGUUCUAUUCGACCACACACUUCCGCGAAGUUAAGUCCAGGCGUACUUGGUCGCGAAUGUGUUCCUAGUUUGUUCAAUGCGUCGCUCUACCUAGUCAUUUUUUUUCCUUUGGGAAGAUGGAAUCAAGUCGCGUCGUACACUUUUUGAACUAGAAACGGGAAGUAACUUAAGUUUGUUGUGAAGAAGGGGACACGACCGCUGGGACAAGAGUUUUAUUUGCCUGACACUUCGGAUUCCUGCUCGAACCCAUCAUUAGAGACAAUAGCAGAUGCGGAUGGUUCAUGCACGAGGGGCUGCAGUAUUUAUAGCAUGCAGUCGCCAUGCUACCGCAUACCUAUUAAUAUGAACGUCCCCCCCCCUUCAUCAGCGAUCAUUGCGCUUGGUUUUAUUACUGUUUUAUGGCCGACAUUCGCGUCGUUAAUUUCUGCAAUUUCAUCACGUGUGUUGGAUGUUGGUGUGAUGAUUGCUCGACCACCUGACCCACCGACCCUGGCGUUGGGAACAGUGUUCACCUGUGCGCUCCCCGCUUGGCUAAUUACUCCGCCUAGGUGGAAUUUCAGCACCGAGUAUGGAAGGGGAAGGUCGUUGCAUUUGAUUAUAGACUGGGUACCAGUGAAUCAUGACUAAAGCAGUUCGCGGCUCAUGCGGUUGCCUCCUCUAGCGAAGAUUCCGGCCUCGUCGUAUUUGAAUGUACGGCCGAAUCUCGUCGAAUGUGCCACAACUUGAGAGUUGGCGUCAUUUCUCCGCACAGCUGCAGCGUGUUCGGUCAUUCGCGUUCAGAUCAGUCUUCCGGUUUCUCCGACGUAGUGGCUUUGUCCGCAACUGCACUAGUCCGAUAAGCGACUCCAGACGUUUCUUGCCAUGGCAGCGGGUCUUUUGGUUUCAUCAUCUGACACCUGAUGGUUGCCUCCGGCCUGUAUGCAACUCCAACCCCAAGUGGUGCAAGAAGGCGGUCGACAGCUUCCGAAACGACCUUGCCGUACGGAAGCGCUCGCCAAAAUUUGGUGUUCGUGCGGUUUGGCCUUUCGCCCCUUUCGCGUAUGCACCGGUUGACGAAAUUGCGCGGGUAGCCAUUGACUUUGAAGACCCGUCAAAGGUAUUGUAGUUCGGCAGUCUUGUCUUCCGGCUCACUGCAGUGCAUUUCAACACGCCGGUAGAGCCUCCUUACACAACUGGACUUGCGACUGAUUGGGUGGAUGCUGUUGUAGUUCAGUACUUUCGUCGUAUUUAUCGCUUUACUGAACAGUUUGAUGUUUAGGCCACCACAAUCUUUGCGGCAUACGAGGACAUCAAGAAAGGCCAGCUGGCUGUUAUCUUCCUCCGCCAUCGUAAAUUGUAUGUCCGGGAAGACCGCGUUCAGACGUUUCUUGAAUCUCAGCAAUUGAUCCCGGUCGAUAACGACGAAGGUCUCAUUCACAUACCGGGUCCAGAACUUCGGCAUGUGGUGUUGAAAGACCAGCAAUUCUAACCGUUGCAGGACUGCCUCGGUGAUGAAUCCCGAAAUCGGUGAACCCAUUGGUGUGCCCUUCACUUUUUUCGUAUAUUGUACCGUCGACCGUGAAGUGCGUCCUGAGACAGAGCUUCAGGAGCUGAAGGACGUGGGCGUGUCCAAGACGAUUCUCCGUUUCACCGUAUUUGCUUUGUAGAAGCAGCUCGAUUGUCUCGAUCGCCAGCUCCUGGGGAAUAGAAGUAAAAGGGACGAGACAAGUCUAAAAGUGGCAGUAUUUCCUUUCGAACCAAAAUGGAGUUUUUACUCAAAGAGUGAUUGUUGGCAGUGCCUACACUCCCAAAAACUAGAGCCAGCCAAUCACUGGAGGCCAUGUGCGUUUUUUCUUGCGCACUGUCAGCAUGAUCGUGGCACCUCGCCAUUGGCUGCUCCCCUCGAGCCUGAUUGUUUCGUGUAUGCGAGUAAUCAACCAGCUCGUCUAGCACUUUCGUCCCAAAGUGCAUGGGGCCGAAUGCGGACGAACCCCAGUAGGAUGUUAUAAAUACGCGUUACUUUUUCAGUUAGACUUGACUUGCGGUUUCCUAAUACACUUUUUCGUGACCGGACGUGUUCUCCUUGUCUGCCGCGUUGGUUUUGUGGACAGGAAUCGAGUGCGCCGACAGCUCAUAAAAUAUCGACGCAGCUACUUGGUGACGAUGUGACUCUGUCCUCUAAUCAGAACCUUAGUCUAGCGCUUCUGAAAGCCAUUCAGCCUUAUUUGUCCGUCCCCAUGAGAAAAAUCACCCUUACUGGCUAAGCUUUCGUGCUGCCUAGGAUCUCAUCGACUUCCUCUUAUCGAGCCUAGUGCGUUAGUUUGUCUGGGAGACCCUAGGUUAACCCCCCCCCCCAGUGAUUCCGAGGAUUAUUGUUCAGAAGGUCUCUUCUCUUAUAUCGUCGGACUGUCAAGUAUUGUUUUCUUUUAUGUGUAGGCAGCAAGCUCUGGAGGUGCUUGCUAAGCUGCCGGAAUCGACCAAAAUCUACUGCGGUCACGAGUAUACCCUCAAGAAUCUGCAGUUCGCGCAAACCGUGGAACCGGACAACAUUGCCUUGAAGGAGCGCAUUGAACGUUGCAAACUUAAGCGUAAUAGUGGGCAGCCUACUGUGCCGGGCACUAUUGCUGAAGAACUUGCCACCAAUCCCUUCAUGCGGACUGCGAAGCCUUCCAUCCAAUCCCACACGAAGACCACUUUGCCCGUGGACACGAUGGAAGUCCUCCGUCAACAAAAGGAUGCUUUCUAA